This is a messenger RNA of Punctularia strigosozonata HHB-11173 SS5, 1786 nucleotides long. Its product is annotated as serine carboxypeptidase. The record is from RefSeq and is a predicted model, not a curated record. Gene Ontology annotation, biological process: proteolysis. Gene Ontology annotation, cellular component: fungal-type vacuole. Bases 1 to 1524 code for a protein of 507 amino acids. NCBI's taxonomy places the organism in Eukaryota, Fungi, Basidiomycota, Agaricomycetes, Corticiales, Punctulariaceae. Gene Ontology annotation, molecular function: serine-type carboxypeptidase activity. The transcript has 13 exons.
AUGCUGCGUACACUGUGUAGCCUGUGUCUUUCACUCGCCGCUGUCGUUGGCGCUCAGCAGUUUCCGCUAUUUGCUUCAGGACCUACAUCGAUACAUCCCCUCGGGAAUGCAGAUCCGUAUGAUGUAAAGCUCACCAGCUUCGACUCGGGAUUGUUCUCGCCCGUGGAGGACUUGAACGUGCUCUCGUAUGAUACAUACACCACGCUCUCGCAUCCUGCGUUCCCUAAGCAUAGCGUUCGCAUCAAGAGGUCCUCGAGCUUCUGUGAUGGAACAGUGAAAGCGUAUACGGGUUACAUCGACAUCGAGGCUAAGCAUCUUUUCUUCUACUUCUUUGAGAGCAGGAACGACCCGGACAAGGACGACGUUAUCUUCUGGACAAACGGCGGUCCAGGGUGUAGCUCUUCGGUUGGUCUCUUUAUGGAACUCGGCCCAUGCCGAAUCCCGGACGCAAACGGCACACAAUACAACCCUUACUCCUGGAACGCCGCUGCCAACAUCUUCUUCAUCGACCAACCCGUUGGCGUCGGAUUCUCCUACGCAGACCACGGCGAAUACGUUGGAACUACGGAAGAAGCCGCGGCAGACAUCGCGGCCUUCGUGGCGAUCUUCUUCGAGAACUUCAGCAAGUUCAAAGGGCGCGGGUUUCACAUGGCCGGCGAGUCUUACGGAGGCCGCUACAUCCCUGUCUUCGCUUCUGCGGUGUACGACCAGAACGCGCUGCUCGUCGAGGCCGGCCUGACGCCGAUCAACUUAACCUCCAUCAUGAUCGGGAAUGGCGUGACGGACUUCUACACCCUGACCCCGUCAAAGUACGAGAUGAUGUGCACGCCGGCGUCUGUAGACCCCAUUUUGCCUGUCGCGUCCUGCGUCAGGAUGAAGCAAGCGGUCCCUCGAUGCAAAAAAUGGAUGAAGGAGUCGUGCGUGGACCAGUUCGAUGCGAUGAACUGCGGCGCCGCGAUGAGCUUUUGCCAGUCCGAAAUAGACGCCGUUUUCCGCGCUACCGGCAUGAACCCAUACGAUAUCAGCAAGGAGUGCGAUGGCUCUAUCUCAGAGACCUUAUGUUAUCCGAUCACGAAAUACAUCAACCAAUACCUGUCCCGACCUGAUGUUCGCGAAGAGCUAGGCGUCGACCCGGCCGUGGAAGGCAACUUUACCUCUUGCUCUUCCGACGUUGGUUCCGCCUUCCGCGCCAACCUGGACGGCUUCCACCCGACGUACCUCUACGUGGCGGCGCUGCUCGAGCGCGGCGUGCGCGCGCUGAUCUACGUCGGCGCGUACGACUGGGUCUGCAACUGGGUCGGGAACGAAAAGUGGACGCUGGCGCUCGAAUGGACGGGGCAGGAAGAGUUCAAAGGGCAGGACUUGAGGGAGUGGACGGUGGACGGCGUCACGGCGGGCAAGACGCGGAGCGCGCAAGGGCUCACGUUUGCGACGAUCGCGGGGGCGGGGCAUAUGGUUCCGUACGACAAACCCAAAGAAUCUUUGGAGUUGGUGAAAAGGUGGCUUGCCGCCACUGGCCUCUAGGGUCUAGGGAGCAUGCACGCUGAAAGACUCGCACCCGAGACUCGCACCCGCAUCCCCCUCCGGGUUGGCGUGGAUGACGUGUAAUAAUCGAAUGGAAGGGACGACCUUCAUUACCAUUUUUCGUGCUGCUGCCUCAGGCAGAUGUUCCACAUGCCGGGUUAUCGUUCCAUUGUGUUAUGAAUGACGAUAACGCAACGUUGCUGUCACGAGUCUAGCUAUGCAAGAAGUGCAAAAUAUGCCACGUCUUACCGCAACAUCAAAU